GCCUGCACGGAAUUUGAACACGAACACACACAAGUACACGACUAUGACAUUAUACGCACACGCACUUGCUCUCUUCCUCUCUCUGGCGGUGUUCGUGACGGAAGACAUGGCCGUUCGUGCAUGGAUCCAAUGCUCGGAGGAAGACGGAGGGGGGAUGUGCCCGGAUUUGGCAACCUGCUGCCCCACAGGGAUACCCGGCGUCUCAUCGUGCAUUUCCGGGACCAAGCACGAUCCAGAUGGCGGGCGGGGUGAGUGCUGUGAUCCGGAAGGAACGAAUGGAUGUCCCUACGGGUACGUUUGCGCUCGGAAAGGAGGAAGCAACAGCUUCCAUGCUGGCGUCGACACGCACGGAAAUACCAACCCCAACUAUCACUACCACCACCGACAACAACAACAACAGCAGCAGGAAGAAAAUCGUUCCCGCGCCAUCUGCAAGCGUCGGGAACCACAUCCCCGUGAUCUCAAUGCCAAAGAAACACCUCAAUACAAACUCUGCCGGCUUCCGUCCUCUCCCGAGGUGCUACAACUGCAGGCCUUUCCCAUCGACGACAAGUUCAAUGCAACCUAUUACUCUAGCAUGGGAUCAAUAUUGCCCCCGAGUGCUAUCGCUGCAAACAACGAGAACGACAAUGAUCCUUCGAUCUACAUGCAAAAAUUUUCUUCGAUCGAAACGGUCCUGGUAAUUCAGCACGGAUCGGGGCGCAACGCCGAUGACUACCUGUGCGCAGGCAUUUCUGUAGUGGCGUCUGCGGCUGCCGGUGGCAACACCACCAGAGAUAAUGAGAAAAUACUUGUGAUCGCACCCAAAUUUGUUGCCGAUGUCGAUCACGACGAUCGAGACCGCAAUCCAAACACGCUAUAUUGGUUGGAGCAAGGCGCGGAUGUUCCCCUCGGGUACGUACAAGUGUGCGCUUUGUGCGCUGUGGCGUACAGAAUUGUGCACUAUUUUAUGCCAACCGAUUCAAAAGUCUACGAAGCUCAAAAAGCUGUGCUCUAUAAUGCUAUGCUAUUCGAGGGCCUGUUAGUUCUUGCUUCGUUUUCUCAUACUUUGCUCCUCGUGAAUGUUCGCCAAAUCAAUCGACUAAAUUCAAACCCAAAAUUAUUCCCAAAUAUAUCAAUGGUGCACUAUAAUGGAUACCCGACUCACAGCCAUACAUGGAGAUAUGGAGCCGAUGCCGCAAACGCAUGGAGUCCUGGCGACAGCGGUCUUCGUCGGCAGGGUAUCAGUAGCUACGACGUGAUGGACCGCUUGUUGGAAUAUUUGAUUGGUUCCAAACUGCACGGAGAAGAUCAAAAAGUGUCGAUGAUGCGGGGUUCGACCCAUCAAGAACAGAGAGAAUCUUUUAAUUUUCCAAAUCUAAAGCGAAUCGUUGUGGCAGGACACUCUGCUGGUGGCCAAUACGUCCACCGAUGGACUCUGUUGUCGUCGAGCAACAUUAUUUGGGGCAAUGAUAGUGACUACACUAGAAGUAGUCGUGACCACAGCGUAACUGCAAACGGCAGGUACGGAAAAGCAGAGAAUCGAAAGGUUGAGGUACGAGCAGUGGCGGCAAAUCCCCGAAGUUACUGUUAUCUUGACAAUCGCCGAAUCAUUAAGAAAGGGGCUGAUUUUAGCAACACUGGCGUCGACCACUAUGGUGGUAAGAUCAUCGAAAUUGACCAGAGGAGAAAUAAAAGCGUCGAUAACAA
Molecule: messenger RNA, 1689 nt
Organism: Pseudo-nitzschia multistriata
Lineage: Eukaryota; Bacillariophyta; Bacillariophyceae; Bacillariales; Bacillariaceae
Source: the annotation of a GenBank genome assembly